GUAAACUAUUAAAAAAUUAUUGUGCUUUGUAUCAUGUUGUUCAAUAUAGGUAGACGGUAUAAAAUAGAUCUCGUGUGAUUUUGCAUUAUAUUAUUAACUUAAUAGUGAAAAGUAUGAAACAAUCAUAAGCUCCACCAACUACAAUAUGUGUCAGUGACAUCAAAAAUUAAGACUACAGCAGACGAAUGCUAUAAUCAAUUUAUUGAAAAUUGUACGGACGUCUUCGGCUGACGACAAUUGGUACAUUUCUGCAGUCCACUUCUAUGCAUCGAAAUUUGUUGCAGAUAAAGUCAGAACUCAUAUUAUGUAUAUUGUGCAUUUUAUUUAAUCGUAAUGAAAACCGUAUAAUCUUAUGAUUUUUAUUAAAACCUAAGCAUAAAAAUUAAUUUAAAAUUAUACUAAAAAUACUGAAUCAUUCCAGAUUCUAGGUAUCCACUCAGCGUUCAUUAAAAAUAUGUUGUCAAAAUGUAUUGUUUCUUCUAUCGUUAUUUUUCUUCUUAUGUCACGGCGGCUACAAGCACAAAAUGACGGUCCUCUACCUGGUGCUCCACCUGUCCCUCCACCUACCCCAACACCUGACAAUCCACCUGCUACACCUAACACUUCACCUGACACAACACCUACAACACCUAACACUCCACCUGCCACACCACCAGUCACUCAGCAAGAACCUUACGUAGUAUCUAUUCUAGGAACUAUCCCCCCUCCUCCUCCUCCUCCUCCUCCCCCUCCCCCUCCACCAUCUCCUCCUCCUCCUAGUAUGGGUAAUUUAUUGGGUAGUUUUUUUACUUUAUAAUAAUAUUAAUAACUAUUUAAAUUUGAACCAAUGUCGAAAAUCAGAUUCAUCAUUUAUUUAUUAAUACAUUAAAUAAAUAUUAAAUGUAUGAUGAUUUAUGUUGGUAUAUUUAAGAAUUACUAUGGAUAAAAUAAAAUAAUUAUUUAUUUGUGUUAAUUAUCAAUUUGUAUUUCUUCUGACAGUAUAUUAAUAUGAUCCUGUGCUUAAUAAUUUAUUAUACUGUGGUAUUCUUUUAUGUAACCUGUUAACUUAUUUAAGUGUUAUUAAUACAUUUUAAAAUAACAUAUUGUUAUUGUAACCAAAUAUGUAUUAUGUACACAUAAUGCACAAUAAUAUAUUAAAUAAUUAAUUAACAAAUUAAGAGCUGAUACUGUCGAUAGCUGCACCACUAUUAGUUGUUAGGUAC
This is a messenger RNA of Cinara cedri, 1202 nucleotides long. The record is from the annotation of a GenBank genome assembly. NCBI's taxonomy places the organism in Eukaryota, Metazoa, Arthropoda, Insecta, Hemiptera, Aphididae.